GGGAGAAGCAGCCCACUGCCGAGCAGGGAGCCCGAAGCAGGGCUCCAUCCUGGGGUCCUGAAAUCAUGACCCGAGCUGAAGGCAGACGCUUAGCUGACAGCCGCCCAGCGCCCCUGGAAUGCUACUGUUUUAACUUGUAUUUUUUAUUUGUUUGUGAAGCUAAGCCUCUCUUCUCAUAUUUGCUGGCAAAUUGUCUUUUUUUUGUGUGGUUUGUCUGUCACAUCCUUUGUCCAUUUUUCUAUUAUGAUGUCUGUCAUUUUCUUGAAUUGUAGAAGCUCUUUGCAUAUUAAGGAAAUUUGCCUUCUGUCAUAUGUUGGCAGAUUUCUUUCCGGUUUAUUCUUUUCCUUUUGAGGCUUGCUUGUAUCUUUUUUUUUUUUUUUUUUUUUUUAAGUAAUCUCUAGACCCAGCAUGGGGCUCGAACUCAUGACCUUACGAUCAAGAGUCAGAUGCUCUACCAACUGAGAUUCCCUGAGUCUUGCUUGUACCCUGAGGGUCUGGGCUGGAGAGGGGAUGGGGUGCUGUCGUUUAGGAGACAGUGUGGUGUAGUAGGAAGACCACAGCUCAGCCUCUGUAGUGGACGUGGGUUAUUCUCUCUGGCUCCUUCGGCGUCAGAAUUCACAUUGGGAAUUUGUUUCUGAGUCUUGUGAGAAGCAGAACUCGCCUCUUUUGUAGGAGCUGGAGGCACUGUACCCCCUGCCCCACCUCCUCGCAGCACCCUGGCCACGUGACCAAGCUCCCUGUCCCCUGUCCCAGGCUGGGUCUCAUCCCUGGUGAUGCAUGCAGCCUCAACAUCCUUACCGUGGGCCUGGGCAUCACCCCCACCAGUUCGAGGGGUUUCCCAGUGUUUGGUCCUUUGUGGCUCCCUCAGCCAGAAUCGGUGCUCUGUUGCUUAGAACAAGACCAGACGUACCCAGCUUGCUGAAUCAGGUUUGGCUCUGGGCCAGCCGGGCACUGACCAUCCGGGGGACUCCCCUUCAACAAGCACCAAGUGCCAACCGAGUACUAGGAACCACAGGAGGGGGCUGGUACUGGGCCCCAAAAAGUAAGCAGAGCCCGAUGAUGGGGCAGAAAGAUGGGCGGGUGGGCCUGGGAAAGUAGAAAGUGGUGUGGAAGGAGUUCAGUAAGGACAACAGGUGAGGGGAGAAGAGACAUUCAAGUAUUUAUUCAGCACCUACUGUGCUAGGCUGGUCCCAGGCUGUAGGGCAAGCAGGAAACGGCAGAACAAACUACAUCCAUCCUUGCCUUCCCAGGGUUUUCAUUCUGAAGGGUCUCCAGACACAGGCUCUAGCGGGCCCCCUCUCCCCUCACUGUAGUGUCCUGGGCACAUAUCUGCCUCACAGGUUGUGGGAGGGGACAUCAAUAAUGACAAUAAGGGGGCGCCUAGGUGGCCCAGUCGGUGAAGCGUCUGCCUUCAGCUCAGGUCAUGAUCCCGGGGUCCUGGGAUCGAGUCCCACAUCGGGCUCCCUGCUUGGCGUGCCGCUGGUCUCUCAAAUAAAAUCGAAAAGGGGCAGGCUCAGAGUCCCCUGCCAGCAGGGGCCCGCAGCUCCUCUUUCUCCCCAUGUGGUCCUGGGACGGGAUAGAGAAUACACAUUGAGCACCUACUGCGUGCUAGGCCCUGGGGGUGCUCUCAGGAUGGAGCUGAAUGACCCCUCCUCACAGGUAAACGGGGACCUAGAACUGGAACACCGCGGAUUCGAAGGCCUGGGCAUGGGAAAGGGCUGACCGGGGCAGCCCGCGAGGACCAGCUACCUGUGGCCAGGCCACAGGAGGACUGUCUGGUGGCCUGGGGCCUGGAGAGGGGCCAUCGGCACAUGAAGAGAGGACUGGCCUUCCAGAGUCUUCUCCAGCCCCACCCCCCAGGAAAGUCUCCGAGUGUGGCCCCCACUUCUGCGUCCACCUUCUCAGGGCUGUGCCUCCAGAACACUGAGGUCUGGGGGUUGCUGCUGGGGGGCCGCGUGGGGCAGGGCGAAGAGGUGUGUUAGACCUGGCUCCCCCGCCCCAGCUGCGGGGCCCUAGCCGGGUGCCCUCCUUCUCCCACCUGUUUCCACAGUGGCAGGGGGACCCCCGGGUCCAGAGUGCUGGGGGCUAGAUGGAAUGCAGCAUAGCGGCUGGUUAGCUCCUGCCUGGGAAGGGGGAUGCUUUCCGGGGAGCACAAGGCAAAACUGGGUCAGUGAUGAAAGAGACCAGAUGUGGCGGUGGUGUCGUCAAAGUUCCAUCCAGGCUGCUGGCACCGAGAAUAUCAUCAAAAGCCCCCGGAUGAGUCAGGCGGGAGGAAAAGCAGGACGUCCAUCUGCUGGAGACGCCAGCGCUGUGGACCCUGCUCCUGCCUGCCACCCCCCGGGACCCUGCAGACAGCUAUGUCCUCAUGGUCGCCCUGCUCCUGCUCCGGCCCCGCGGGCCCCGCCAGCUGGCGUCCACGCCCUGGUCCAAUGCCCCCGCGUGCCGGUGCGUUGGGCCCAGUGGCUUCUACUUGAAGAGAGCAGAAGCGGGCAUCAGGCCGAGGUUAGGGUACAGACAUUAGGUCGCCGUGGCUCCUUGUGGGUUCUCUCUCUCCCAACCUCCUCCCUACCCCCCAGAUCACCUGCCCUGACAAAGCAGGCUUCUGGGGUCCCCAGGCCCAGCCCCGAGCACCUCUCCCUGACCCAGGAGAGGGACAGCUGGUUGUGGACAGCAUCUGGACUGUGGCCCUGGGCAGAGGUCCUGGCCGCUUUGUCUGCCUCACCAGGGCUCUGAGGACUCAGCUGAUGGCAAAGAGGCUCAGCUGGCCAAGUGCUCCGUGCCCUCACGGUUGGCUGUGACUUUUCAGGGGUGGGGAACAGCAAAGCCCCUGAGACACACUGGGGGGCCAGGAUGGGCCAAGAAAGGCUUGAGCACUGUGUUCUGAGAGGAGUCGCAGGGUCCAAGUACAAUCCUAGCUCUGUCCCUGCUGUGUGACCUCAGGCAAGGCAUCACCCUCUCUGAGCCAUGGUCUUGUUGAUAACACAGAUGACCUCACCUGCGUGGCGGGGACUCAGGGCAGGAGGGGACGGCAACCAGGGACUGAAUGUGGGAAGGCACCAAGAUAAGGGACACAGCUCCCUUGGAGGAGUCUUGUCAGGGCUCCUGUCUGACCGUGUUUGUGUUCAGGGAUGUCUGCCUCUGCGUCCACACCAUGUUAGUGUCUGUGUGUGCAUGUGUGAUCUGUGUGUGGUGUAGGCAGGUUUGUGGGGUGAGGUGAGACCCGCCUUAGUCCCAGCUCUGUGACACGGUGAUGACAGGUGGCCACGGGUCCGAGGCCCAGCCAGGACCACAGACCUGUGUUGUCCCAGCCACGGUGGCCCUUCUGGGUGCGGUGGUCUGAUUUCUAAAGUAAGAUCAAUGCCAAAUCCUGUAGGAAAACAAUCCGAUCGAGAAGGUUUCAGAUGUUCUGAGAUAAAAUAGCAUUUCUUGGGAGGAAAGAAACAAAGGAAGAGGGUAGGUUUGCAACCAGCUUAUAAAAAGAAGCACCCAGCCAGACAUGAACCUUGCUCCCUUUCUGAAAAUCCUGUUGGUUCCCCCGCCGCACCCCUGUGCUACAGUUUCUACAGUGUCCACACACCUUCCCAAACAACCUCCUGGCUUGCCACAUGAGGAGCAGGACCAGGGUGGAGGGGUGUGGCAGGCCGCCUCUCCCCACCUCUCAGUCCCACACUCACACACCGCCUGGGGGGUGACUCCGCUCUCGCCCCCACUUUCCAGGUUGGGAGACAGAGGUGCUGAGUGGUUCUGGAAUGUGCUCGAGGCCAGUGCUGUGGGGGUGAGGGCCCGGGAGCCCAGGGAGGGACGUGGAAUUGGCUGGUAGAGACCACUGGGGCUUGAAACGCUGGUCGUCCAAAGCGAGGAUGCUUCCUUGUUGCUCUAAAAAUCCAUGAUUUGGAAGCAUCAAAAGAGCCAAAUGGGAGUGAGUCAAACACAUUAGGAAUGGUUGUUUCGAUCAGCUGGUCCCUCCGGUGACCUGGGCUGGCGGGAGCUGGGUUAGCCAGGUGCAGGGGUGAGGCAUUGGGAGCGGGGUGACAUCACACUGAUGCGGCCGACCAGGGCUUGGCAAACAUUUUCUUAAAGGAACAGCUAGUAAGUAUUUAGGCUUUGUCACAGCUACUGAGCUCUCCUCUUGAGAGCAGGGUCAGCCACGGAGAGUAAGUGAACCUCUGUUCCAGGUAAACUUUAUUUACACAACAGGCGGCCGCCUGAUUUGGCGCCUGGGGGGCUGAAGCUCCUGGGGCCCUGCUGUGGGCCUGCUUGGAUUGAGGGAGAAUGUCAGUCUGUUCGAGCUACUAGUCACCCAGCAGACAUGGAUUUCUCACAGUCCAGGAGGCUGGAAGCCUAGGGUCAAGGUGCCUCGUCUGCUUGUGGUCUCCUUGGGUGGAAGGCGCAAGGCCCUGUGGGCACUAAGUCCUCAGAAGGCCCCCCUCCUCACUCCAGAGCAUUGGGGGUUAGGAUUUCAACACAGGGAUUUGGGGUAGAGACACAAAUAUUCAGUCUGUGGCAUGGAAGAAGGCCACAUACUGUUGUUAAUAACAAGAAAGAAACCGGUUACACAACAGAAAUAGUUUGCCCAAUGAGCUCACUCAGCAAAUAUGUCCUGAGCAUGUGCGGGGUGCCAGGCCCAGCCCUGGCCCCAAGGACCUAGCUGUGACAGGGGGCAGGCCAGGCCCUCACGCUGGACCGUCUGAUGAACCAGGUGUGGCAAGGACUCAGACGCGGAGGGAAAUUUGAGAAGUAACACAGAUGUGCAUGGAAAAAAGGCUGGAGCGACACACAUCAAAAUGUUAGUCCUGUCUAAGCCUGGGUGCUGGAAUUUUCAUUUCUACGCGCUCCUACACUGUUUGUAAGUUUUCAACAAGGACCAUGUGCUCUUACUUGCUGUACGACAAUAAGAACAAAAUGUAUGAAUGGGGGUCUCGUUCCCGAGUCUGGCUGCUGGAGCUCCCCCCUCCCCCGCCUUCCCGGCCCUCCUUUGUCCCCGGAGCCCUUGGGGGGCCCUGGCUCUGGAGACUCAGGAAGGCCACACUGGCCCGGGAAUCACAGACCAGGGUUACAAGCAAUCUGGCUUUUUCUUCUGCAGUUUCUUUCCAUUAGGGCCGAGGCCCUGGGUCACCCUGGGGAGGCAGCCACAUCCUGUGAGUCUGUGGCUGGAGACCCAGUGGGUCCAUUAAAAUCUCUGGACCGCAGACCCUUGAACUCCCAAGCUCUGAAUUCUUUCCUCUCUCCCCGUAGUGGAAAUGUCACCUCUUAGUGGCUGAGGUGCUGCGUGUGUGAGGACUGCACCCAUGCGGACAGCUGCGUGCCCCAGGGCAGGUUCCUGAACUUUGGGGUGUCCCUUUCCUUAUGCGUGAAAUGGGGCUGUUGUGAGCAUCGUGUGGCUUCACACCACUGCGGUCGGCAUGGAGCGUGCGCGGCGGGCGGGCAGGUGCCAUAGCCGUCCACGUCUGGCAGAUAUUUGUGUCGGUUGCAGAGGUCAAGGUGAAGUUGAGCCUGGGGGAGCCAGUCCUCAGUGGAAAUCCCCCCGAGGCCUGGCAGACCAAGGAGCCAGGCAGGGAACCCCUUGAGCCUUGUGGGAGAUGUGAGGCCUGCCUGCGUGGGGCUGGGUGGCCCACCUGAGCCCAGCCCCUUGCCGGUAUUUCGCAGUCUGAUCCCCAUGGAGGUUCAGAGAGGCCAAGGAGCCUCUCCCAGGGCACAGCUGGGGCAGGUGUGCUGGAGAAGCUAGAUCUGGGAGGCCUGGGGCCUGUAAGCCCAAGAUUCACCACCACAAGCCCACAGGCAUGGCUGGUAGGCUAGACACUGACCCCCCAGCUCUGGGAAGCUGGGGCUGGGAAAGAUGCGGGGGCUAGAAGGCCCAGAGGGGCUCCAGGCUGGUCUCCACAGAGUAGCUAGCCCUAACAGCUGGUUUCCACAGCUUCUGAGGAAUGACACGGAGGCUGGAUGAGGCCGAGUAAGGGGGCAACGAGUGGCCUCGAAUCCCUCUGUGUGUCUCACUGCCCCUUGCCUCUUUAUCCAGGUGCCUGGGAAGCGAGCCCACGUGCUGGAGUCCAACUGCCUCAGCCAAGCUGCAAGGAUUUUCCUUGUUUCUGCAAACGGGGCUCAGGGUCUCGGGCUUCCAGGUGCGCCUGGGGUGCAAUCCCGCGCUCUUACCACCAGGGGUGCUGUCCACGCACAGGGUCUGCUGGCGGAGGCUGCUGCUAAGACCUGUCGCUGCCUGACCCGACCCACGAGCAUACUUGUCCUGACCCCAGAAUCUUCUUCUGCAGCCCUGGAGGCCAAGGCUGAACCCUGGUCGGCCCAAGGGCACAGACCCCGGCACACCAGAGAUCCAGUCUCUGCAGCCCUGGCCCUUGAGCCCCCUUCCCCUUAAACCCUCUUCUUGUCCCCCUCCCCCUGUGGCUUUUGGCCAGGCCUGUGCCCUAUUUUUAGGCAAACAUUGGCAAAGAGAAUGGCCGGGAGGUGGCUUCUGCCUCUGUUAGCACCUCCUCUUCCACUCAGCUCCCACUGGCAGGUGGUCUAGGGCAUGGGGAGAAUCUGGGGCCCCCUAUGGAGCCCGGUCCCAUCUGGCUGCCGGGGAUAGGUGUGGCAGGGCCCCCAGGCACUGCCAGGUCAGACUCUGACACCCAGGACAGUCAGGGGCUAUCCCUGCUCCUGGACUGCAAGUUCACCCCUCCCGGGGUGGGGGUGCCUGGCCCACAUUAGGUGCCCAUGAAAUGCUUGUUGGCAGGUGCUGCUUCACCAAAUGCCCCCUCCAGAUGGGGUCCAAGAGAAGCAGGGAGGAACACGGGAUUUGGUGCUAAACCGGGGGUCCAGUUGCCCCCCCCCAACUCGCCAAAGGUCCUGGCAGCUCUGAUGCCCACUCCCAGGCCCCCCGGGGCAGCCCGGGGAGGACACUGUCCCAGGGGGCCAGGGGGCUCUGCACAGUGUGGGAGGUCGCUGCCUGGACCUACCCCAAACCUCUCGGCCCGGCUUCCCCGGGGCGGAUUUGAACCCUGCCAAACCCGGCAACCCCGAGGGGCGAGGGGCGAGGGGCGAGGGGCGAGGGGCGAAGCCGCACUGAGAGCCGGCUCGCCCCUCCCGCAGAGCGCUCCUUGCCCGUGCCCCUCCCACGCCCCGCCCCUCCAUGGCUCCCCCUCCUCUGCCCGCCCCCCACCCAGGCUUCAACCCUUCCACUGUCCCUCCUCUGUCCCCCCUCCCCGGCCACCCUUCUGCAGUCCCCGCGUGGUGGCGGCCGCGGGAGCCACGUGUGUCCGCGCCCGGCGGGCGUGCAGGCAAGCGUGGCCACGCCUGGCCCGGCCAUCAUUCCCGAGGCGGCGGCGGCGCCGACUGGGCAGCGGCCCCUCGGUGCGCCCAGCCGAGUCCCUGAGCGCCGGCGCCGGGAGCAUGAGCGCGGGCUCGGAGCGCCGGGCGGCGGCGCCCCCCGGAGUGGUGCCCGCGCCCCGCGCCUCCAAGGUGGAGCUGCGUCUCAGCUGCCGGCACCUGCUGGACCGCGACCCGCUCACCAAGUCCGACCCCAGCGUGGUGCUGCGGCUGCAGUCCCAGAGCCAGUGGGUGCAGGUGGACAGAACUGAGGUGGUCAGGAGCAGCCUGCACCCCGUGUUCUCCAAGGUCUUCACGCUCGACUACUACUUUGAGGAGGUACAGAAGCUGCGCUUUGAGGUCUAUGACACGCACGGACCCAGCAGUCUUGGCUGUCAGGACGAUGACUUCCUUGGAGGCAUGGAGUGCACCUUGGGGCAGAUCGUUGCGCAGAAGAAGAUGACCCGCGCUCUGCUGCUCAAGUUCGGCAGGAACGCCGGCAAGUCCACCAUCACGGUGAUCGCUGAGGACAUCUCCGGGAACAAUGGCUACGUGGAGCUCUCCUUCAGGGCCCGGAAGCUGGAUGACAAGGACCUCUUCAGCAAGUCGGACCCCUUCCUGGAGCUCUACCGGGUCAAUGAUGAUCAGAGUGAGCAGCUGGUGUACCGGACAGAGGUGGUGAAGAACAACCUCAGCCCCGUGUGGGAGCCUUUCAAGGUGUCCCUGAGCAAUCUGUGCAGCUGUGAGGAGACGCGGCCUCUGAAGUGCCUCAUCUGGGAUUAUGACUCCCGCGGAAAGCACGACUUCAUUGGGGAAUUCUCCACCACCUUUGAGGAGAUGCAGAAAGCUUUCGGGGAGGACCAGGCCCAGUGGGACUGCGUGAAUGCCAAAUACAAGCAGAAGAAGCGUCAUUACAAGAACUCUGGGGUGGUCAUCCUGGCAGACCUGAAGUUCUACAGGGUUCACUCGUUCCUGGACUACAUCAUGGGUGGCUGUCAGAUCCACUUCACGGUGGCCAUCGACUUCACGGCCUCCAAUGGUGACCCCCGGAACAGCUGCUCUCUGCACUAUAUCAACCCCUUCCAGCCCAACGAGUACCUGCAGGCUCUGGUGGCCGUGGGGGAGAUCUGCCAGGACUAUGACAGCGACAAGAGGUUUUCUGCUUUGGGGUUUGGAGCCCGAAUCCCUCCCAAGUAUGAGGUGUCCCAUGACUUUGCCAUCAACUUCAACCCUGAGGACGAUGAGUGUGAAGGAAUCCAGGGUGUGGUGGAGGCCUACCAGAACUGCCUGCCCAGGGUCCAGCUCUACGGUCCCACCAACGUGGCCCCCAUCAUUUCCAAGGUGGCCCGCAUGGCCGCGGCCGAGGAACACACUGGGGAGGCCUCCCAAUACUACAUUCUGCUGGUCCUGACCGAUGGUGUGGUGACCGACAUGGCUGAUACACGGGAGGCCAUCGUGCGUGCCUCCCACCUGCCCAUGUCCAUCAUCAUCGUGGGGGUGGGCAACGCCGACUUCACGGAUAUGCAGACCCUGGACGGGGACGACGGCAUCCUGCGCUCCCCGCGGGGCGAGCCAGCUCUCCGAGACAUUGUGCAGUUCGUGCCCUUCCGGGAGCUCAAGAGCGCGUCCCCGGCAGCGCUGGCCAAGUGCGUGCUGGCCGAGGUGCCCAGGCAGCUGGUGGAGUACUACAGCUACAAGGAGCUGCCCCCAAGAGGCGACAGCACCCACGCCCGAGAGGCCGGCCCCCCCGAGAGGGCCGGGCAGCCGGGAGUGCGGCCAGUCUCUGUCUCCAGCACCCUCGAGGUCCCUUAGGCCCCCCGCCUUCCAGAGCCCUCCUGUGCCCACCCGGCCCGCCCCUGUCGUCCUGUGAGCCUGCUGCCUAGGCCAGCCGUCCGGGACCCCCAAGGCUGAAGGAUGAACAAAUCCAGGCCUGAAACAGGAGCUGAAGGUGUGGGGGUGCUGGUGGUAGCCCCCCAUGCCUGGCCCUGCCUCCACCAGGCCGGUGUAGAAUGGUGGGGGGCACGGACUCCUGAGAGAGCAGGAGGCCUGGCAGCUCAGCCCCAAAUGAAGGGAAGUUUAGGGAUUGGGGGAUUUCUGCUUUGCACCCGAUCUUCACUGAGGAGGGGCCCGCAGGCUGCCUUCCAGUUGUGGAGAAAACCCCAAGAUGCCCCCAGACCCCUGAUCCACAGUCAAGAUUCCUCUUUGCUCCCUGCCUUCCUCUCUGCUCACUCCCACCUCCGCACCCAGGUUUAUGGGGUCUGCAGGUGGGGGCUGAGCAUAAUAAAGUGUCAUCCUGUCCUCGAAGCAGUUUGUGCAUUUACUGCCCCCAUUCUUGCCUCCCCAGCCCUGCAGCAGAGGACUGCACCCCUCGGGAGGGGUGGACAGGCGAGUCGGGCCCCCUCCCAUCCCCACACUGGGACAGGGAGUCUGCUAGACUCAGGCCCUCGGGGUCCUUCCUGGACGGAAAGGAAGGGCCCUUUCAGGAACACAAGGGUGUCAGAGGCAAUACUCCACCCAAGGAAGGGCCAGAGGAUGCAGCAGCUGCCCCCAUACCCUGAGUGGCCUCUCCUUGGCCUUCAGUGAUCCGCUGCUCGAAAUCUGCAUCAGCCAGGCUCAGGUGGGGAGAGGCUGUCUGGCAGGAACCCAGGGGCCUUUAACCAGCAACUCAGCUUUACAAGGACCUACCAUGCUAUACGCUGUCAGGGGAGGGAGCACCACCUGCCAAAGCCUCCCAGCCCUGUGGGGGUGGGUUUCUGAUUGAGAUUUCCCCUGAAACAUCUUGUCUGGGAAAAACAAAUUGUCCUGACCCUGAUUCUAGGCCCUCCCAUCCACUCGCUCAUCCAUCCAUUCAUCCACACAUCUAUCCAUCCAACCUUCCCUCCCUCCAUCCAUCCACCUAUAUCCAUCCAUUCAUCUACCUGUCCACCUGUCCAUCCAUCCACCCUUCCCUCCUUCCCUCCAUCCACUGGUCCGUCCAUCCAUCCAACCAUCCAUCCAUCCAUCCAUCCAUCCAUCCAUCCAAUCACCCUUCCAUCCAUCCAUCCAUCCAUCCAUCCAUCCAUCCAUCCAAUCACCCUUCCAUCCAUCCAUCCAUCCAUCCAUCCAUCCAUCCAUCCAUCCAUCCAUCUAUCCAUUCAUUCACCCAUCCAUCCAUCCAUCCACCCCCACCCACCUAUCCAUCCAUCCACCCUUCCCUCCCUCCAUCUAUCCAUCCACCUAAUCCAUCCAUCCAUCCACCCACCCACCCAUCCAUCCAUCCAUCCACCUAUCCAUCCAUCCAUCCACCCCCCCCCCACUCUGGAGGUCUAUUUUUAGCUCCUGAUUCAUCUCCUGUUAGGCAAGGAUAAUGGGCAUUGCCAUGGUAACCUAGCUACUGCUGAAUUCUGGAAGAGCCAAUGUUGGUCUCUUUGGGGAUGGAGAGGACAAAAGAGAAACAGCCCCCUCCAUUCACACUGGGAGGCAGCAGGGUUCUAAGAUGGGAGGCUGUGUCAGCUCUGUCCUGACCCUGCCACCAAGUCAUGGAUGACCAGGCCCCAAUUUCAGUGGUAGAAAGCCUCAGACCGUUCUGGGUUCCAUUCAGGGGUGAAGCCAAGGGAAUUGGUCAGUUAAGAUGCCAGCAGGGGCAGAAGACACAAAGAGAGCUAAGAAGAAUGGGAGGGGGUUUAUGCAGGGGCUGAGGGCAGCAGUGGUAGGCCUGGGAAGCAGCUCUGGGCCAGGGCAGGGCAAGGAGCCUGAUGAGCUGGCAGUGGAAUAAGGGUCUCUUUUUGGAGCUGUUGCCUUAGCAAGGAUGUAGCCACUCCCAGAACGUGUGAAUCAGAGAGGGAGCAGAGGUGUGAGGCCCCCACCUCUAUCCUCCACCCUUUCCCUCUGCCCUUUCUCCUUGGGCCAGCAGGAAGCUGGGAGCAGUCAGGCGCAGCCUACAGAGGAUGCUCUCCUGGACUGGAAGGAAACAGGAGGCUGUGGGCUUGGGGCCUGGCCAGUAGGCAGGCUCAGCUGGGCACACGCAGGUGUGGGGGGAGCUGCUGGGAGAGGUGGGGUAGGCACGGGGUCACCAGCUCAGCUGUCGUGAUAUGGCGACUGCUCCAAGUCAGAACCCAACCUCUGCCCGGGCCUGAGCUGGCCAGUGAGACUGGGACUUUUGUUGACCUCUGGCUUUUCCUUGAGUUGCUGAGCUGGUGGCAUGGGAGCCAGGAGCAACUGGUGACCCCUCUGCCACCAUGUGGGCUGGGAUUGCCUGGGAAUGAGCCAGAGAAAUGGCACUGGGAAGUGCCUAGUUCUGAGCCCUGAGCUAAGUAAGACUGGACUGCUGAGGGAGCCGAAAAUUCCCUCUCUACCCAGACCAACUGGUGGUGGGUUUCCAUCACUUGCCACCCAAAAAGCCUGGCCUGGAGGGAUGGCAAAUACUCCCAUUUCAUAGAUAAGAAAAGCAAGGCUCAGAACAGUUAAAUCACUUGCCCAGGAUCACACAACUGGCCAGUGGCCGAAGCGGGACCCACUGGCCCCAUGCAAUUCCAGGAUUUAUGUCUUUUGCUAGAACACCUUCCAUCAAGGGCUAUGAUCUGUCUGGCUCCAGGCUCCAGACAGGCUUCCCGGGAGGGGACUAGGACCAGGCAGCCAGAAAUCCACCAGCUGUCACAGUGACCUGCAGAGCAUCACUCUUGCUCAUACGGCACAGGGCUCAGGGUUUCUCAGCAAUCAGGACCAGAGAGUGUGGACCGGGGCCUCCCUGGCAGGAGCCACCCUGGGAUUGACUCACUUCAAAAAUUGCCCCCAGCACACUUUGGAGUGGCCCCCUUGUCAGAGGAUGGAUUUGGGAUUUGCAGACAGCGAAUGUGCUUUCGGUGGCCAGCUGCGUAAGCCCUGGUCCAGAGUCAGACUGAACACCUGGCUCCAGCUUCCAGUAACUGCGUGACCUUGGACAAGUCACCUCCUGGUCUGCCACCUGGGAGUAUAACAGCUUUAAGUCAUGGCCCCACUUCCUUGGCAACCUCCUUCUCCUAGAACCUGGGAAUGCUUAGGGUCCUACAGGACCCUCUGUUUGGUCAUGAAAAUGCUACUCCACUGCUUUGCUCACUUAAGACUCUGGCUCUUGGGACCCAGUGGCCAAGCUGCAAAGAAACUGAAGCUGUCCAUGCAGCCGAGGCCCCAGCUGUCUGGCCAGGUGUGUGUGACGCCAUGUGAGGGGUCCUCCAGCCCGGCUGAGACCCUGACUGCAUCCUCAGGAGAGGGCCUGAGCCAGAUCCCCUCGGCUGAUCCUCUCCGGUAUCCCUGCCCCACAGAAAUGGUAUGAAUUCCUCCAGGUUUGCUGUUGUUCUAAGCCACCAAGUUUUGGUAUAAUUUGUCAUGCAGUAGGUAACUGAUACAUCCUCUUCAAAAGGGUCUUGUGAGGACUGAAUGGGUGGUGCCCAGGGCCUAGCAUAAAAUACAGUUGGGUAAAUAAAUACCAGUUUUCCAAGGAGCAUGGCUUCUCUUUCCUGUCCUGAGGGAGGACUGUGCCAAAGCUGCGCCUCUUGUUAACUUGCCCCCGGCCCUGCUGGCCAUCCGCCGCCCCCCCAGAGCCCAGGCUGGGCCUCGGAGGCACGGACUCUGGGUCAGGGUCCCCCACCUGAGGGCCUGCCCCCCCAGUCUCAGAGUCAGCCACGCUGGGGGGAGGAACAGGGGCAGCUGGGCAUCGAGGCUGUUCUUUCUUCCUUGCAGGCAGGCAACUGUGACUAAGUACUCCUAAUUGGUGCGGGGGCGGGAGCAGGGCUGUCAGACGCAGCACAGGGGGGCCCGUGGGCGAGACCGGCUUCCGUGUUCCCCAUCCGUUGCCCCCUCCCCCUGCCACUGCACUGAUGCCUGCCCCUGAGCAAGGGCACCUGGGACCCUUGCCUGGCACGGACCCUCUUCCUCCCAUUAAGGCCCACAGCGACCGCGGAACCCCGUGCACGGAGGCCUCCAGUGUCCCAGGUCCUCACCCCGCUUCGCUCCAGCUGCGCUGCACUGAGUCUCCCCAAAUCCCCGCCCCAACCUCCCCUCCCAGGUCGGCCUCCUGUGAGCACCAUUUCCCAGAAGGGGAAGGAGCUCAGAGAAAUUAAGCCACUUGGCCCAGUAAGCACAGCUGGAGGGGGGGGCCUGCGUGUCCUGAGCGGGGCCUUGCAGCCAGGUUCUGAGGACUCAAAGCCCAGAGCCAGAGCCGCCAGGCCUCGGCUGGGGGCGUGUGUGCGCGACCG
Mirounga angustirostris (Northern elephant seal) is the source of this 13511-nucleotide messenger RNA. It is a transcript of the gene CPNE7, whose product is annotated as copine 7. The record is from RefSeq and is a predicted model, not a curated record. Gene Ontology annotation, molecular function: calcium-dependent phospholipid binding. The coding region runs from base 6709 to 9111 and encodes 800 amino acids. Gene Ontology annotation, biological process: cellular response to calcium ion. Gene Ontology annotation, cellular component: plasma membrane. NCBI's taxonomy places the organism in Eukaryota, Metazoa, Chordata, Mammalia, Carnivora, Phocidae. The transcript has 15 exons.